UCCAACAGAAAUUCGUGCCGCAGUAAUGUGGAUCCAUCACCUGUGAAGACGGACUACGAAAGAUAACCACAUAAGAUAACCAGAUAAGCACAGGCUUCUAGCCCUACUCCGACUGGCAAUCCUAUGAUGAAUCCAUUGUUGAUUGUCCUCUACCUUUUCUUAGCCUAUAUUGUGUCUGGGAUAAGGGGGCAGUCAUCAUGCCCCACCCAAGACAUCUCACCCUGCAAUUGCACUGAAAAUUCAAAUCAAGGUGCGACAGUGGAUUGUUCAAGUGCCAGAUCUGGUGCUGAGAUUUCCUCAGCAUUGUCGAAGAUCUCAUUGCCUUCUUCUCAACUCUGGGUGUUCCUCAUUCAAGACAAUGCAGCAGUAUUGGAGCUAAAAGAAGGAACCUUUCAAAGGCUUUCAUUCCACUCAAUAAAGAUUCUCAGAAGUUCCAUAAAGAGUUUCCAUCCAUCAGCCUUAUCACCUUUGCAACAUCAGCUCGAGAGUUUGGAAAUUUCUCUUAGUCGGCUGGAUGAAUUUUCCUUUCAUAACCUUUCGGAACUCCACCGCUUGAAAGAACUCCGGCUCCACAACAAUUUGUUGACCUCUGUAGCCGCCUUCAAGAGCGACAGCCUAGAAAUACUCAGUCUACAAAACAAUCAGAUCACGAGUGUGGAGUUCGAUGGACGGACCACUCCCAGAUUGAGAGAACUCCACCUCAACAACAAUUUCUUGACCUUCGUACCGGCCUUCAGGAGUGAUAGUCUAGAAAUACUCUUUCUUCACACCAAUAAGAUCACGAGUGUGGAGUUCGAUGGAUGGGCAACUCCGAAUUUGAGGGAAUUCGACAUUGGUAACAAUCCCUUGUUGAAGUUUCCAUCUGCAAUAGUCAAUGGCAUGAAGAAACUGGAAAAGUUGCAGGGCUAUGGAGCAAACCUAAGUCCCACCCUUUCAAGCGGUUUCCUGGAAUUCCAGAGCAGCGCCUUGAAAUUGGUAGACCUCCGGAACAACAGCAUCUUCAGACUGGAGCCAGGAGCUAUUGCAGGUCUAACACCCGAGACGACUGUUCAUCUCAACGAAAACAAAAUCAGUGUGGUGUCCGAAGGGAGCUUCCGCCCGAUCUUGGACAUCCUCUCUAUGGGAAAUGGAAUCCUUGAUUUAAGAGACAAUCCCAUCCAGUGUGACUGUGAAAUGUCAUGGCUAGUGCACGGACAGAAAUACCUAAGGAGCGUUUCUGGGAAGUGCCACAAUGGAACGGAAUUCAAGGACUUGGAUUCGGGUUCCUUAAAUCCUUGUCCUCGUGAAUGUCCCUACCAGUGCAUCAACAGUGCAUGGUUAUCUCUCUGUACGUCGGAGACUGUAUCUCAUUCACAUGUGCACAACUGUCGACCUGGAGAACUGUGCUGCCAGCCAUUCAUCCCAAAAGCCACUACAAUCACAUCUUCAUCAGUACCAGAUUUCCUCAUUGUGUGCGGGAGAAAGAAUUAUCAAGUGACAUUGUCCAAAGGAGGAAAGCCAUCACAGAUAGGAAAAUGGCCAUGGCAAGCGGCCAUUUACGACGUUAAGAAACAGGAUGUCGUUUGUGGAGGGGCACUCAUUCAAGAGCAAUGGGUGCUCACAGCAGCCCAUUGUGUCACUAUUCAGGGUACCGAUAGACCUCGGGCCCAAAAAGACAUAAUGGUUUACCUUGGGAAACACCAUAGAGCUAAUAUGGAGGACGAUGACUACGUGCAGAUCAGACAGGUUGCCGGUUGGGGCUAUGACGGUUCGGAUCUUCUCACUGCUGUCCUGACAGAGGUUCAGCUCCCGGUGAUAUCUAAUCGCUUGUGUCGUCGGGACACCGCACUUUUCACAGGGGGCUUCAGCACCACUCGUACCCUCACCUCUAACAUGUUCUGCGCUGGUCAUUCUAGAAGCACUUCUCCUCAAGUGAUACUUCAAUAUUAUAUCACAUUUGUGAAGGAUGAACGAGACAUCGAAAAUGAUGAUGUGCGUUACCAUUCAGAUUACCGAACGGUGUGUCCUGGGGACUCGGGAAGUCCUAUAGUCUUCCUCUCCAAUGCCUCACAGGACAGUUAUUGGACGGUGGAAGGAAUCGUGAGUCACUUUUUCCAGAAAGAGACUUGUUCUCUGAGGCGCCCUGGACAGUAUGGAGUUUUCACCAGAGUUAAUAGGUUCACCCGAUGGAUCGAGGAGGUUUUUGAAAACUCCUGAUGAGGGAGAACUGACGGAACUGUACGCAGAUUUGCUCAUUAAAAAAGCUGUCAGUAUGUAAUUACAAGUGUCACUUCAACGUAAUGUAGGGUCCAUUGUGGACGGGUUAAGGAAACGUUUAUCAUUGAAAUAGUACUACAGUCAUUGGUGUCACCGGAGAACUGCGUGAUUGGUUUCAAUAUUGGGUGAUUCAUCAUAGCUAUAUAUCUAUUUGCAUUUCAUAAUUGCAUAAUUUUCAAACAAUAGGUAUUUUAAUUACUGCGUGAAUUUUCACGCUGUUCCAUUUGUGGACGCCCUGGGUACAGUUUGUGGACGAUAUCAGUUUUUUUUCACAAUCAUGAACAAAGGUAAGCCUUAUGAGAAGACGUAACCAUGGAAUCUCCGAC
Molecule: messenger RNA, 2582 nt
Organism: Darwinula stevensoni
Lineage: Eukaryota; Metazoa; Arthropoda; Ostracoda; Podocopida; Darwinulidae
Source: the annotation of a GenBank genome assembly